CUAAACCUUGAAAGGAAUCUUUUAACAAGUCUUCCACAAUCUAUAGGAGACCUUGCCCAGCUCCAGAUGCUCAAUGUGAAAGGUAACAAGCUGAGGGAGCUGCCAGCUGCCCUGAGGGGGCUGCAGAGCCUGGACGCCCAUGAGAAGCCGCUGCGGGCGCUGCCCUCUGUGUGUUCUCUUUUGGAGACACUGGCCCUGGAUGCCUCUUCUAUGACCUACCCAUCACCUGAUGUUUGCAGUGCAGGUACAGAGGCCAUUCAGCAGUUCCUCUGCAAAGAGUGUGGAAUUGUCUACUAUCCCCCCUCACAGAGUCCACUCCACACGCUGGAGAGUGAUGGAGGAGGAACAGCAGUGGAUGGGGUGGACAGGGCAGUGCAGAAGUACUUGGAGGAGGAGAGUGAGUGGCAGAAAAAAUUAUUGGAUUAUGAGAAGAGGAAGGAACAGAAAAUGCAGGAGAAGUUGGAAUUUGAGCGGCACCUGAACAUGGAGCAAAGAGAACAAGCUCUGCUUGUCAACACUCAGAAAGAGGAAAUGCUUCAGACAGUAAGAGAGGACCAGAUGAGGCUGGAGGAGGGUCUGACCAAGCACCAGCACUGCCUGGAGGAGGAGCACCUGAAGCUGCUGCAGCAGCUGAAGGAGGCAGAGCAGGGUGUUGCCACUCGCAUCCAGAAGCUGCUGGAGGACAACCAGAGGCAGAAACAAAGUUCAGACAUUCUGAAAUCCUUGGAGAAUGACAGGAUCAGGAUGGAGCAGCUGAUGGCCAUAACGCAGGAGGAGAUAGAGCAUCUGCACAGGAGGGAGGUGGCCUCUGCCAUGCAGCAGAUGCUGGCUGAGAGCUACAAGAACAAGCUGAUCCAAAUGACCUACAAGUCCUGUCGGCAAGACCUUGUCAACCAGGCCUGCUUCAGCCUAGCAGAGAUGGAUGAGAAAUUCCAGCAAAUCCUGGCUUGGCAACAGCUGGACCAGAACAAAGCUGUUAGUCAGAUCCUGCAGCAGAUUGAGAUGCAGAAAGCUGCCUUUGAAGCUCUCCAAGUGAAGAAGGACCUUAUGCACAGGCAGAUCAGGAACCAGGUGAGUCAGCAACAGAGGAAAGAGCAACCAGCUACUCAGCUGACAGAGCCUGCCAGGAGACAAGCCCUUCUGUUGCAGGGGGUGAUCACAGAGCAACGCCAGGCACUCAGCUACCUGCUGCAGCAGCUGCUCAAGGAAAAGAACCAAAGGGAAGAGGAACUGUGACAAAUGCUGGUAGAACUGGAGAUGAAGAGUGAAACCAAACAGGAGAAUUACUGGCUGAUCCAGUACCAGCGCCUGCAGAGCCAGAAGCCCCUCUCCCAGAAACUCCAGGAGGGGAGUCUGGAGAGGCAGCUGGUGGCCCUGCUGAUGGACCUGUCUGCAGGGCAGUACGUGCCUGUCUUUGCCCACCACCGGGUCUCCCUGCGGGCGCUCAGCACCGUGACUGCCAGUGACCUGGAAAAGAUGGGCGUGCUGGGGGCUGGGCUGCAGAGAGCCAUCCCCAGGUGAGCUCAGGAGAUCCUGGCUGUGGCCAAGACCAUCCCAGAGCUGCUGAGGACAGUGGACACCGAGGUCCCUGCAGCCCCAGAGCCCAGUGCUCCCUUUGAGGAGCUUCCCAGCCCGGUGGUCCCAACAGCUCCAUCGCUGCAGUGGGAUGAGAAGUCUGAGUGUGUUGUCAGCAUGGAGCAAGAGACCCAGAUGAUUUUCCUGCCCUGUGACCACGUCUGUUGCCGCCAGACCUGCCAGCCCUGCUGCCAGCGGCUCCAGACGUGUCCCCUGUGCCGCAGGGACAUCCCGCAGCGCAUCCGCAUCUUCCAGCGCGGUUAG
Chaetura pelagica (chimney swift) is the source of this 1839-nucleotide messenger RNA. RefSeq names its product leucine rich repeat and sterile alpha motif containing 1 (gene LRSAM1). NCBI's taxonomy places the organism in Eukaryota, Metazoa, Chordata, Aves, Apodiformes, Apodidae. Gene Ontology annotation, molecular function: protein binding. The record is from RefSeq and is a predicted model, not a curated record.